Aspergillus puulaauensis is the source of this 3327-nucleotide messenger RNA. RefSeq names its product putative C6 transcription factor. The transcript is spliced from 4 exons. Lineage: Eukaryota; Fungi; Ascomycota; Eurotiomycetes; Eurotiales; Aspergillaceae. Gene Ontology annotation, molecular function: DNA binding; DNA-binding transcription factor activity, RNA polymerase II-specific; zinc ion binding. Bases 1 to 3327 code for a protein of 1108 amino acids. Gene Ontology annotation, biological process: regulation of DNA-templated transcription; DNA-templated transcription. The record is from RefSeq and is a predicted model, not a curated record.
AUGAACCCGAGUCCGCCCGCCAACCCUCCUUCAGCUGGGUUUCCAAAUGUCCCAAUCCGCUUCGCUUACGAUCCUACCUCCGAACCCGCGUCUACUCCGUCAAGCACGGCCAACUCCGCCGGUAAAAAGGGACCCCGUCGCCAGAUCACGCGGAACCGCACCAGUUAUAGCUGCCAUACAUGCCGGAAGCGAAAAGUGAGAUGCGAUAAGGUGCAUCCAAUCUGUGGGAACUGUGUGAAAAAUAAGACCGAGUGCAUAUACGACCCGUCAUCGCAGCAGCAGGAUGGCGGCCGCGACAAGGACGGAGGACAUGGCGUGAAGCGGAGAAGGGAGAGUUCGAGGCAUCUUGGGGAUGAUAUUGAGGACCUGCAAUCGAUUUACGGACGCCUUAGACAGGCUGGUCCAUCUGAGCAGAAAUCUAUCGAAUCGCGGCUGGAUAAACUCACAUCGAUGAUAGAGAGGCUUAGCAAGACGUCGCACCCUCUGGACCCCGCUGAACAACAGCUUUUGGCGCAACAGAAUACAGCCCAGAGCCCAGGCCAGGCCAUUUCCAAAGCAGAGACGGACUCUUCCAAUGGCUAUUCCACGCCGGAUAGCCCCCGUCGUACAGCUGAAUCGAGUAGCGAUGAGUUCCCUAUACCAGCUGGUCAUGCUACGGACUUGGUAGACCCGGUGGGGUCUCUGAAUUUGGGACAUCUCAGCUUGGAAGAUGGGAGAUCACGUUAUGUCGGCACGACUUUUUGGGCUUAUAUUUCUCACGAGAUCAAUGAGCUCAACCAAUUUCUUCGGGACCAAACUCACUCACAUGAGACUUCUGGCACAAAUGACAGCUACGUUGAGGAAACUGCAGAAAAUGCGCCGUCUCGCCAUUGGUUACCUGUUGACGAUUCUAGCGUUACUGCUGGUGAGAGACCAUCGACGAGAGAUGCUUUCCAGAGAUCUAUAUUGUUUCCAUCCAAUGGUUCGCCAUCUGUGAAGGACAAAGUUGUUGAACCAGAUAUGCUCGACUACAUUCCUACGAAACGACAGAGUCACAUUCUAUACAAAGGUUUCAUGUCCGGAAUUCAAGCUAUCAGUCCCUUGGCUCAUCCACCAACUGUUUUAAGCCAUUACAAUGCCUUCUGGGAUUGGUAUGAUUCCAGCAGCUAUUCUGGCGAAUCAUGCCCAGAUCCAUCAUUUAUCCCCUUACUGUACGCCAUUUGGUAUGGUGGAACAGUCACAAUAUCACUCAGGGCAAUUAAGGCCGAGUUCAAUGGCGCCUCACGCUCCGCCCUUUCGAAAGCAUACAACGACCAGGUUACGCGCUGGUUGAAUAAAACUUCGUUCUUGCGUAGUCCUUCGUUACAAGGUCUAGCCGCGUAUCUCCUCGUGCAAACUAUACUUGCGAAAGAGGAGGAACCGCUGACGAGUAGCUUGUUUGUCAGCCUCGCAAUGCGAGUUGCUCAAACGAUGGGCCUUCAUCGCGACCCCGCAAAUUUUGGAAUUGGCGCUUCCCAGGCAGAAUGCCGUCGACGAAUGUGGUGGCAUAUUGUCCAUAUGGAUGGUGUCGUCUCGAUGUCCAGCGGGCUCCCUCCUUUGGUGAAUGAUGAGGACUUUUGGGAUGUACGGGAGACUAGUGAAGUUAAAGACACACUUCUAGGGACACCUGAAGCUGAACAUUACGAAAGGAUGGUUCAAGCUGGUUUGCGGCCUCGGGAUAAUCCUGAUGACCCCACAGUCUGUGGUGGUCCAUCUACGGUGAAUGUAUACUACCUGUGUGCUAGAGGCAAAUAUGUGAUGGCUCGCGCCGUUCGUCGAAUAAUGAGGAUCCAACUUGGAACUAAACCGCUAACACGGCGACACAUGGAAGAACUGAGAUCCAUACUUGUCGAUCUCCAAGUGCAACUUAACUCAAUCGUCGAGCGAAUUCCAGAGGCUGCACAGAUUGAUAUUUCUUCGAACACUUCCAAUAGGUCCUGGUCCUUCUCACGCUCGCCAACCGAAGCUUUGAGCGUUGAUUUAACGCUCCCGGGAGAUGCAGCACCUACCUGCGUAGAGCAAUAUCAUACGCCCGUUUUAGCAUCUUUCCACAAAUGGGCACGGAUAAUUCUUAGGCUAUAUGCUGACAAGGCGUUUUGCGUUGCAUAUCAACCUUUCCUCAAGAACGCGAGAAGUCGGAUCUGGCCAGCUGCAAGACAGAGUGCACUUCGCCACUGCCACGGGUUUAUGGAGAAGUUUAUCUCCCUUGCUACUGACCCCGAUUUUCAGCCUUUUCACUGGAGUUGGCCUGGGAACCACCAGCCAAUGCAUGCAACCAUGAUCAUGCUUAUCGAUCUAUAUGAGCGACCUUACAGUCCAGAAGCUCCCAAAUCCCGGGCAUUUAUAGAUAAAAUAUUUUCUCUUACUGGUCCAGACGGAGGUGUCGUCGGCGGCGAGGAUGGCAUCUCAACCCAACGACCGUUGAAAGAUGGCGGUCGUGAGGCGUGGGAUAUGAUUCGCCGACUACGUCAACAAGCAUGGCAAAAGGCCGGACUUGAUCCGCAGAAGCUAUGGACUGAGCAGGCUCAGAUUCAAGCCGGUGUAGCCGUGCCUGAUGAAUGCAUCGCCACCAACCCCUACUACUCCGGUUCCUCGGCGUAUCUACAACCGAUACAAACUCGCGAGCAACUCCUGGAUUUCUCAAAGAUGUUCUAUAACAUGACACGCUCCCAGGCACUUCCGAGUAUUGCUGCUACUCUUGGUGAUGCUGGCACCAUUCCACGGCCGAAUCCCUUACGCUACAAAAUGCCCUCAAAUGCGGCUCCAGCUAGAACAUUACCGCACCCUCAAACCCUGCACUCUUCUCCAACAAUCCCGCAGUCUCCUACAGAUAACACUUCUGCCACCAAUAAUACAGUAACCUCGUCGACCAUCCCCUCAAAUCCCACUAUGACAUCUCUAAACCACCCUGCCGCCCUUAACCCUCCUAUUAUACCAUUUCACCAGUCACCUUCCAUGCCUGCGCCGCAACCAGCACCAGAAUCAACACAAACACAGGCGCCUCUUUCAUUCCUAGAUGCACUAUCUCCAUCCGCACACCCUCUCACACUAAACGUCCCGACCCCGCCAUCAAUGGUAGAUCCCAACCUCAAUUUCGACUGGGAUCAGUGGGACGCCGUGUUUGGUCAGCAUCUCCCUGUCUCAGACGAGCUAAUGGAACUCGAUCCAGUUACAGGAUUUGAGUUUGGCGAUCUCAGCGCGGCCGAACGGGCAAGUCGAGCAGAGAGCUUGAAUGUGGGUGAUUCUGAGACGAGGAUGACCGGCCUUGAUACUGCCAUGCGGGGCCCUGAAUGGAAUGGCUAUUGCUGA